Messenger RNA from Rotaria sordida, 288 nucleotides. NCBI's taxonomy places the organism in Eukaryota, Metazoa, Rotifera, Eurotatoria, Philodinida, Philodinidae. The record is from the annotation of a GenBank genome assembly.
AUGUUACUUCAAAAAAGUGUUAUUACAAUCAUAUCUGAUAAUGGUUCGGAUUGGGGUACCGAUUGUAUGGCGAACAUUUAUAACUUAGGAAGAUUUCGGGAAGAACAAAAAUUGGAUGCAUUUAUCUGGAUUAACUACGCUCAAGGACAUAGUUGUUUUAAUCCAAUUGAGCGUAUGUUCUCAAGAUUAACUGAUUUAUUACAAGGUGUUAUUAUUGAUUUGGAUUCAUCAUUUAAAGAAACAUCACAACAACUGAAUAUAACAUUGAUUGAUUUAUGUAAAUACUGA